AUAGCCAGGACGCAUCUGCAGGAAUAAACAGCUGGAACCUCUCUUCAAUUGCAGGGAAACUUCCAGAUUUUUGUAAGAUUCAUCUGUCUGGCAUCUGCUUUUGCCCCUGGCAGGAGCCUUUGUGGGAAGAGAUGGUGAUGGUCCUGAGCCCCCUGUUUUUGGUCUUCAUGCUGGGUCUGGGUCUGACCCCACUCACCCUGGCUCAGGAUGACGGCAGGUACAGACACUUCCUGACCCAGCACUACGAUGCCAGGCCAUUCGGCCGGGAUAGGAGAUACUGUGAAACCAUGAUGAAGAGACGAGGCAUGACCAGCCCCUGCAAAGACACCAACACCUUUGUUCAUGGCACCAAGAAUGACAUCAAGGCCAUCUGUGAAGAAAGGAAUGGAACACCUUACCGCGGCAAUCUCAGAAUAAGCAAGUCUCCCUUCCAGAUCACCAUCUGCAAGCAUAAAGGAGGGUCCCCCCGGCCUCCAUGCCAGUACAGCGCCACAGAAGCAUACAGAGUCAUUGUUGUUGGCUGUGAAAAUGGCUGGCCCACCCACUUGGAGGAGUCCUUUAUCCCUCCAAGCAAGUAGCCUAGAGCUGGCUCUGCUCUUCUUUCCUUGCUUUCCCCCCUCAUACCAUAGCAACAUUCAUGGCUGGGAAUCCAGAAAGUGAGCUGUCUGAUCUUUGUUUUCUGCUUUACUAUAUGCUUAAUAAAUAAAAACAUCUCUGAAAUC
Hippopotamus amphibius kiboko is the source of this 722-nucleotide messenger RNA. RefSeq names its product angiogenin-1-like. The transcript has 2 exons. The record is from RefSeq and is a predicted model, not a curated record. NCBI's taxonomy places the organism in Eukaryota, Metazoa, Chordata, Mammalia, Artiodactyla, Hippopotamidae. Gene Ontology annotation, biological process: antibacterial humoral response; innate immune response; antimicrobial humoral immune response mediated by antimicrobial peptide. Gene Ontology annotation, molecular function: nucleic acid binding; RNA nuclease activity. The coding region runs from base 132 to 578 and encodes 148 amino acids.